GGAGUUCUUCAAGGUAGUCCUCAACAGGCUCGCUCGAGUUCACUCCUAGACCUGCAGUGUAGCCAAGACGCGGCGCGGACAGCCUUUCCCACAAGGAUGAUGAAUGCCAGAAGUGCACGGAUCAUAUAUGGAUUGUAUGGGGCUCUUGCGUGCUUUGAUGAGUGUCAAAAUUUGGAUGUAUGAUUUUCCACCAGCCAAGUGAUUUGGAAUAGAACCCGAACAAUCUAAAUGAGUCAACAGUUGGAUGUACCUGAAAGGGAACCUCUGGAUUACACCAUGCCACUGAUUUGGAAUCAGAGGGAACCGUUUGUAAAAUGAACUCCAGAGCGCUGUAAACGGGGAGAGGAAAUAUACCCACAGCCGCACAAUGGAUUUACCAAACUCUAACGGGUCAUCUGGGGCAGACAAGCAGAAGCCCGGGUUGAUUGACUUGGGGACGUUUUUCGUGGACGCUGACAUCAUUUUUGGGUUUACCAGUCAUCUGUUAAAGCGAAAAGCCAAGGUGGAAGGCUGUUCAAGCGGAGAGUCUUCCCUUUCUUUUGAGCUGAGCCCGAGGAAAAGACUGUCAGCGGAGGAGGAGAGGUGCGCCAGCAGACCUCCACCUGAAGGAGCAGGAGCUGUGAGUGUCUCGGAGUCAGACAGGGAUGACGCUAAGCCGGAUCUGUGCAAGCAAUGUCAGAUGACUGUGGCUGAACUGAGGAGACAAGCCCUCACUCUAUCCGACCCUGCUUCCUUAAAGGACCCUGGAUUUGCUUCCUUCAUCAUAGAACAGCUGCAGAUCCCCGAUUGGCUCCUGAAAGGUGGACAUGAAGGCACGAGGUGUCCGGCGUGUGGCUCAUCAGCACAGCAGCUGAAACAACAAGCGCUUCAGACUCUCCAAGAUCUGUACCCCUGUCCCGACAUGCCAUCUCUACCAUCCAGCACCUUUCCCGGACAUCCAGCCAGGCUGAUGACUCACGGCGUGGUCACUGUCUCCUCCAGACCAACCAAAUCCAGGAUCCCUCAUCCAGCGCACAGCGUCCUGCCUGUGGGCGAGCGUCAGCGGGAGCUAGGCUGGUCUCAGAGCUCGUCCUCCAGUGUUUCAACUCUGAAACCCAGCGUUCAGGUGACCAUGGCUGGAAGACCACUGGCGGGAACCAUCAGCUCAGUCACCAUUCAAGCGCAGCAGUACCUGGAGGGCAUGUGGAGCAUCUCACGCGUCAACAACUUCCUGCCUCAGCCAAACCCAGCACUAGGCCUCGUGGGUCAAGCAGAACAGAGUGAACUGUCAUCAGACAACACCAUAUCCAGAGUGAAUCCCUCCAAACAGAGAUGUCCAGUUCAGUUUGGACAGACUGCGCCCUCAUCCUCUGAACAUCCCAGUUCUGCUGCGGCAUCCUUCUUCAUCAGGGCUGCUCAGAAGCUGAAUCUAUCAUCCAAAAGGAAGAAGCAGCAGCCGCCACUGGUGUACCCCCAGGAGCCCUCCAUCUACCCUACUAACUUUAGUGCUGUCCUCCAGUUUUCCCCUCCACCUGCUCCACCAUGUCUGCUCAGGGCAGGGUCAAAGGCCAAGGAGAACCCUGGCAUGGGCAAGGUCAAAGUGAUGAUGCGUAUCUGCCCAUCUCUGGGGGUUGUGGAUUCAUCCGAGUCCAUGUCCUUCCUGAAGGUGGACAUGCGUAAGAAGCAGCUGACCCUCUACGACCCCUCACUCCACACACAGCCCACCUCAGUGCACAGACGAGCAGUGCUGCCCGCCCCAAAGAUGUUUGCCUUCGACGCCGUUUUCUCCCAAGAUGCCUCUCAAGCUGAAGUUUGCUCAGGGACAGUGGCUGAAGUUAUUCAAUCAGUGGUCAAUGGUGCUGACGGGUGUAUAUUCUGCUUUGGUCACGUCAAAGUCGGCAAGACUUACACCAUGAUUGGCACCGACAGCUCCAUGCAGAGCCUUGGCAUCGCGCCCUGUGCCAUCUCCUGGCUCUUCAAACUCAUCAACGAGCGCAAGGAGAAGACUGGCACACGCUUCUCUGUACGGGUGUCAGCUGUAGAGAUCUAUGGCAAGGACGAAAGUCUGCAGGACCUGCUUUCUGAUGUUCCUACCGGCAGUUUGCAGGAUGGCCAGUCUCCUGGAGUCUACCUGCGCGAAGACCCCAUCUGUGGCACUCAGCUCCAGAACCAGUGUGAAUUAAGGGCUCCCACUGCAGAGAAGGCCGCACUCUUUCUCGACGCCGCCAUCGCUGCCCGUAGCACCAACCAUCCGGAUGCUGAUGAAGAAGAUCGUCGCAAUUCACACAUGCUGUUCACCUUACACAUCUACCAGUAUCGCAUGGAAAAAAGCGGCAAGGGUGGAAUGUCUGGUGGUAGAAGCAGACUGCAUCUGAUUGACUUGGGUAGCUGUGAGAAGGUGCUCUGUAAAAGCAGGGAUGCAGGUGGAGGUCUGUGUUUGUCUCUAACCGCGUUAGGAAACGUCAUCCUGGCUUUGGCCAAUGGUGCAAAACAUGUUCCAUACAGGGAUAGCAAGCUCACAAUGUUACUGCGAGACUCUCUGGGGAACAUCAACUGCAGGACAACAAUGAUUGCCCACAUCUCUGACUCCCCUGCCAAUUAUGCAGAGUCCCUUACCACCAUUCAGCUGGCCUCCAGAAUCCACCGUAUGAGGAAAAAGAAAUCAAAGUAUGCAUCCAGUUCUUCUGGAGGGGAGAGUUCCUGUGAUGAAGGAAGAAUUCGUCGACCACCACAUUUGCGACCCUUCCAUCCACGGACUGUGGCCCUUGACCCAGAUCUACCAUCAUUUCUCAGUGAUCCUGACUAUUCUUCAAGCAGCGAGCAGUCGUGUGACACUGUAAUUUAUGUUGGCCCUGGUGGUGCCGCCAUCUCUGAUCGAGAACUCAGCGACAACGAAGGACCCCCAGCCUUUGUUCCCAUUAUCCCCUCUCUUAACCGUAAGCAACGAGGAAAGGAUGGACCAGUUGACCGCGAUCACUUCAAGUGUAACACCUUUGCAGAACUUCAAGAGCGGCUGGAAUGUAUCGAUGGUAGUGAGGAACCUACAGCCUUUGUUGUGGAAUCUGGAGAAAAUUCUGGAAGCUCGAAAAUGGACCAUAGUGCAAACAAGUUGAAAGAAGGCUCAAGUUGCAUUUCGGUUUCUCCCAAGACUCCUACCAAAGUGCUUUCAUCAACACAGGACAGCAUAUCCAAAAAGUCUAUUUCUGUAACCAGUAAACUUCCCAGCAGUCCAAAACACAAAUCCAAAUUAGAACAUUCCAAACUGCAAAGUGCCGCAUCAGACAAAGAUCUCAGAGACAUGUGUGAGAAUGUAUGUAGGACAAGUGCAGAUGGUGAAAAGGUGCAAAUGUCAGAGAGUGGAUCUCUAUGCACUACAGGAAAACAAAGUAAAACAAUAAUAUCCCAAAAUUCAGAGCCUGUGGUUAGGGAAAAGGUUUUUUUCAAUAAAAAGCUUCCCAAGCCUGCUCCCCCACCACCACAACAAAGAGACUAUGUCACGGUUGGUAGUGAAACUGAAGAAAAGUCAGCCACAAGGGUACCCCCAAUUGGGAUGAGCCAUCAAAAAAGAGGUGACUCAAUUGGCAACUCAGCUGUCAAGGUCCAUCACCUUAAUCCCAGGACUCCUGGGGAAAUGAGGUCCAAUCUUAGAGAGAGGUGCAUGGAGAAGGACAUAUUGAGGACAACUGUAACCCUUAAACAGCCAGUGGAACUAAAUGGUGAAGAUGAGCUUGUAUUCACUCUUGUGGAAGAGUUAUCAAUUGGCAGCAUUGUGGACAGUGGGAGGCCCUCCAGCAUUGUGAGUUUUAAUAGUGAUUGCUCAUUACAGGCCCUUGCUUCAGGAUCUCGACCAGUAAGCAUUAUUAGCAGUAUCAAUGAUGAAUUUGAUGCUUAUACGUGCAGUGUUGGUAACUCAGAGGCAAAUGUUAAAAUAGGGGCACCCUUACAGGAGAAAACAUUUGCUUCACUGGGUAGCCGUGGGUCUUCUAUCACUUCAUGGCUCAGUGAGGUAAGCGUCUGCACUCUGGAGAGUGAUGGUGCCCAAUCAGCAGAUGUCUUUCUCCCUCAAGGUACUAAUACUGGCCCAGACAGCAAUUUCUACUUUGAUUCUCUAAAUAUGUUCCAAAGCAGUACACAAAAGGAACCCAAAAACUCUUUAAAUGACAGUGGCUGUAGCUUCUCAGAUUUAGAGAGUGAUAGUGCUAUAUCAAGCAAGCUCUCUCUAAACAAGUGCCCAUCCUCUCCAGAAGCCCCACAGUUGACUGUAAAAAAUUUCCCAAAACUAGAAAAAGCAAAUACCAUUCAUAUAUCUGAUACCCAGUCUUUUCAAGAUUCUCAAGCUGUCCAGUUUGGUCUUUCCAGGAAAAUUAAACCUACCUCAUCCAUAGCCCAGAGUAGCAGUAUAAGUGGAAGCAGCUCCAGUAGCAACUGGAGACGUGAACCUCUUAGGCAAGACUGCAUACCAGAUCCAUGGCACAGAGGAGAAAGUUUGAUGGACACCUCUAUAAUCUCUAAUUCAGGUUCAUCCUCCAGACUGGUUAAAAAUGGAAUGAGUGGAAUUCCUGCAAGAAAAGCAGGUACAAGCAGCAACAGCAUACCUCGAAUCCCUAAAACACUCGGACCAAACUCAUCCCAAAGGGUGGUGGAUGGAUGUGAAAAAUCUUGCAACAGUCGGAAAAUUGAGCCCCCAAGCAAGAUGCCGCAACUCAGACGAGGUGCAACAACAUUAGGGACAGUCCCAGUUAUCCAUUCAUCAAUUGAUGUCAAGCUUGCUCAAGAAAUUGUUUCCUCGAUGGGUAGUUUGAAAUUCUCCUCUUUAGGAAAAAGUGGAAAAGCUAAUAAGCAGGAAGAGACUAUGUCAAAACCUGGCAACGUCUCACCACCUCUUCCUCCAGUUCGCAAAUCCAGUUUGGAUCAAAAAAAUCGAAUCCUGUUUCCCUCAAGUGCCUUAAAGUCUGCUUAUGAUGCAGGAAAGUCUUUAGCACCAAGGGCUGCAGGUUUAGAGUUAGAUAUUGAAGUUUCCUCUAGAGGUGAUUCAAAUAGUUUACGGGCGUCUAACUUAAAGUUAGAACAUAGUUUGAUGAAAACAACUUCCAGUCUCAAAGCUCGAGGAGCUAGAGGUGAUACAGGACAGCUUCAUGGGAGCCAGAUAUCUCUAGAAAGAUGUGACAGUUUGUCAUCGUUGGGUUCUAAACCUGCCCUUAGUCGGGAGAAUAGUGGUGCUAGUCUCAAUAGCAAGUCAAGCAAGUCUAUUAGUAGAUUUGGGUCACCUGUUGCCACCUCUUCACCAACUACUACCUCUUCACCUUCUUGUGUAAACCAAGUAGCCUCUUUAAAAAGUGGGAUGGUCAAAGGUAGUCUUAAUGCAAGAUCAGUACCUGUUAAUGCAAACAAAGCUCGUACCUUAUCUGCAAGCAACUCAAAAGCUUUGAGCUCCUCCACCAAGUCUCUUGCAGCACCUACAACAAGGAAUGCCAACCUUCCACCUUCAGGAAAGACUGCAUUACCUCGAGCAGCAGCAGCAGCAUCAUCAGUAGCAGCAGCAGGAGGCACUGGCAAAUCCACAAGAGGAACUAUAAUGGGUACCAAGCAAGCAAUGCGGGCUGCAAACAGUCGUGUCAGUGAGUUGGCAUUAGCCAAUCCUUCCACUAAACAAACAAGGGGUUCAGGUGAUUCUGACAGUGGCAAUGACAGUGGAGUGGCCCUCAAUGAAGACAAGCAUACCCCAAUCCCCAUUCUUCCAUCUCCAUAUAGUAAGAUCACAGCCCCCAGAAGACCUCAGCGCUACAGCAGUGGACAUGGAAGUGAUAACAGUAGUGUCCUAAGUGGAGAGCUGCCUCCUGCCAUGGGACGAACUGCACUGUUCUACCACAGUGGAGGGAGCAGUGGAUAUGAAAGCAUGAUUCGUGACAGUGAGGCUACUGGCAGUGCGUCUUCAGCCCAUGACUCAAUGAGUGAGAGUGGGAUGUCCUCCUCUGGUCGCACAAGAAGCUCCAAAGUACCCAAGAAGAGGUCAAAUGGCCUCCAGAGGCGACGUCUCAUCCCAGCUCCUUUACCAGACACCUCAUCUCUGGGGAAGACUGGGACCACAGGUCAGUGGGUGGACCUUCCCCCUAUGUCCGGACCAUUGAAAGAGCCGUUUGAGAUCAAAGUGUAUGAAAUUGAUGACGUGGAGCGGCUUCAGCGCAGAAGACAAGAGAAGACAGAUGAGGGCCUGAUGUAUUUUAGCACGAAAAUGAAGGUUCUUGAGAAACGACAACAGCAAAUCAGAGAUCUCAGAGCCAAGCAUAAGACUCUGAAAGAAGAGCUGGACGACACCAAGUCUAGACUAAUGAUGGAUCCCAGCAAGUGGACAGGAGAGUUUGAGGUGGAUCAGGAUUUGGAUCAGGAGUCGCAGGAGUACCUGGAGGCAUUGGAGCAGGCUACAGCUGAUCUGGAAUACUGUGUCAACCUAUGCAAGUCCCGCGUCAUGAUGGUGACCUGCUUUGAUAUACGGGUUUCAUCUGACGUGCAGGAAGGACCGCGAGAGGUGGAGGUUUAAGAACGAGAUGUGGUGAUCGAUGGAGUGCAAGAAAGAGAUGGAAGUAAGACAGGACCCUGGAUGUCUGAAAGGAAGGAUAAUGAAAUGUAGCAGCCGGUCCAGCGAUUCCGAGAAAUCCUAUUAAUAGGAUGGAAAACUGAAAUCUGCAUGAAGUAGGAACUUGUGGUCUCCUGGAGAAGAGAAAACUGUUCUGGUUAUAUGCAGUGCCUCAUAACAAACGUGGAAUAGACUUACUCGAAUGGAAAGCCAACGAGCUUUGAUGCGUUUGACGCAGUUCCUUACCCAAGGAAAGAGAAGAAUCAUUCUUGCUUACCGAAGAGUUAUUCAACAACACCGCAAAGUGCCUUUUUCAUAUGACUCUUUUGUACAUUUGCUGUCAAUCAUUAUUUUUUCUACUGGUGCUAGUGCUAAGACCAGCAUACCCAAGCCAAACCAUAUUUUGGAUUUAUUUUAUUGCAUUGUAUAGCAUAUUUAUAGUGUGAGAUAUCAUUUUGGGUGCGGAAGGAGAGCAAUAAGCUGACUUUCCACACUCCGCCUUUGCCUCCGAAACUAUCACAUCUGUCAGCAUAUUGUUAUUAAACCUUUUGAGCCUUAUGUUGUACUUGUACUGUGUUGUCUGAGUGUUUUUUCUAUCUUUCGAAUCGAAUAUCUGUCUUUUUGAAGAACACAGUAUCACUCAGCAAUGGGCAGGCCUACUGUAUGUGACACAAAUCUGUUUUCAUAAAAGUGUUUGGUUGGUUGCCUUCUCUCCUCAAAACUGGACUUGAAAUGAAUGCAUAUCUAACUUUAACAUGUUUAGGUCCCAGAGAAUCGUGUUGAAUUGAAUUGGUACUACAUUUGCUAAGCCACAAUGAAUGUAUAUUAUAACGAAUGACAACAAAUUCCCAAGAAUGUAAAAUCGCAAGCAUCAUUAAUGGUUCGUAUCACUUUAAUAAAUGCAAGUCGGUGUCAUUGUUAUGCUAGCGUGUUGCUAGAGAGGUGCAAUCUAUUAAAAUGCAGAUUGUCCUCUUGUUCUUGUUUACUUUAAAUAGAUACUUUGGCAAAGGGCAUUCAUCAGUGUAACCUGACAUGUCUAACUCAGCCUUUCUCUGUGGACACAGCGUGUGCUGCAUUAAAGAGCUGUGGGUGUGAUUAAAGAGGGGUGGAGGUGACAUUUGUGCGGUACAGGAAGGACUCUUUCCCAUAUUCGUUCAGACAACAGCGUCUUAAAAGUAGCCAUAAAACUAUCUGAUGAGAUUUUAAACACUGUGGACCGCUCAAUGGCACAUCUGAUGCUAAUACACACUUUUUAUAGACUUAAAGAUCGGCAGACUGUCAUAAAAAUCCAUGUACGGAUGCAUUGUAGGUCCGACUACACUGUGGAUGUUUAUCCAAGCCUUAGUCCUAUGCAUCCAACAACCUCAACAAAUGCAACUGCAAGCAUUUAGUACACAUGACUGUCAAAUCUGUAUUUUUCAGCGCUCGGUGUGUUGUUUAAUAACUGCUGUAAAAGACCACCUGCAUUUCUCUGAUGUCAAAUACACCUUCAUAAAACAUGUAGCUGCCAAAAUGACUUUCCUGUUACUUGUCCAUCAAAGGCUGCGAAUGACCUUUAGCUUUCAUUCCACAUUUACUCUAAGGAAACAGAAACCUUUUCUUGGAUUUAUUUACCUUUAUAAACACACUCUCAGGCCCCUUUUCAAGAUGCUGCAUGAAAUUUGUAUUUUUUUCUAGACUUUAUUCUUUAUCAUCUUUCGGAUUUUGUAACGAUUAUGCUGGCAUUCGCUAUACUUUAAGAACAUGGAAUAAACACCAAACCGAAAUUUGUUUUCGAAUGAAAGUUGACAAUGUAUGUUGCGUCAUGUUUCAUAUCAAAUCAUAUUUUCUAACCUUUUAUUGAUUUUGUAAAGAAUUUUCUGAUCCUCUGUAUAAAUGUAUUAUAUGGCAGCUUGGGAUAACACUGUUUUUUUUUUUUCUCUCUUGUGAAUAAAAAUGUUCUUAUUCUA
Molecule: messenger RNA, 8502 nt
Organism: Danio rerio (zebrafish)
Lineage: Eukaryota; Metazoa; Chordata; Actinopteri; Cypriniformes; Danionidae
Source: RefSeq, a predicted model, not a curated record